AAUACAGUGUAUUUUGAGGAAGAAGUAAACGAAACAAAUAAGAAAAAUGAGGAUGAAGAGGAUGAUGAAGAGGAUAAAAAAAAUGAAAGAGAGAAUAAUGAUGACAACGAACAUUAUAAUAAGAAUAAAGAAAAUGAGAGUGUAGAAGAUAGAGAAGGUGAUGAAAAUGACAAUAGUGAUAAUGAAAGUAAUGAAGAAGAAAAUGAAGAGAAUGAAGAUAGAGAAGAUAGUGAUAAUCAAAAUAACAAUAGUAAUAGUGAAAAUAAUGAGGACGAAAACGAAGAUAAAGAUAGGAAUAGUGAUGAAAGUG
Racocetra persica is the source of this 310-nucleotide messenger RNA. Lineage: Eukaryota; Fungi; Glomeromycota; Glomeromycetes; Diversisporales; Gigasporaceae. The record is from the annotation of a GenBank genome assembly.